Molecule: messenger RNA, 1689 nt
Organism: Penicillium longicatenatum
Lineage: Eukaryota; Fungi; Ascomycota; Eurotiomycetes; Eurotiales; Aspergillaceae
Product: CAZyme family AA1
Exons: 2
Coding region: 1-1689 (562 amino acids)
Molecular function (GO): oxidoreductase activity; copper ion binding
Source: RefSeq, a predicted model, not a curated record
AUGAAGCUUCAAUCAUUACUUUGCCUGGUCUAUGCCUUGGGUGCGGCUGCAUUUCACAUUCCUUUAGCUGAGCGUCUUCAGCCUUCAAGAUCCAAAGGAUGCUCUGGAAAUACUCCCAAGACCAGAUCAAAAUGGUGCAGCUACGACAUACACACCGAUUAUGAUUCUGUUGUGCCCUACACUGGCGUCAUAAGAGAAUAUACGUUUAACAUUGACGAGGUUACUGUUGCUCCAGAUGGAUUCUCUCGCGGUGCUAUGGCAGUCAAUGGCCAGAUUCCUGGUCCCACAAUCUAUGCAGACUGGGGUGAUGAGGUUGUUGUUCAUGUCACCAACCACCUGGACACUUCCAAGAAUGGAACCAGCAUUCAUUGGCAUGGCAUGCGUCAAUUGAACACGAACCAAAAUGACGGCGUGGUGUCAAUUACUCAGUGCCCCACUGCACCCGGGUCAUCCAUGACCUACAGAUGGCGUGCAACCCAAUAUGGCUCCUCAUGGUAUCAUUCUCACAUUGGGCUGCAAGCCUGGGAGGGUGUCCAUGGCGGCAUUGUCAUCAACGGGCCUGCAAGUGCCAACUAUGAUCACGACACAGGCACAAUGAUUCUUUCUGAUUGGUGUCAUCAGACCGCAGACGAGCUUUACCUCUCAGCGCAAACAAACGGCCCGCCAACUCUUGAUAAUGGCUUAAUUAACGGAACCAAUGUGUAUGGCGACCUCGGUUCUCGCUUCAAAAUGCAGGUCAACAAGGGCGAGUCAUAUCGGCUCAGAAUUGUUAAUGCUGCAAUUGACACUCACUUCAAAUUCAUGAUCGAUAAUCAUAAAUUGACCGUCAUUUCUACUGACCUGGUGCCGAUCAAGCCUUAUACGACUGAGUUUAUCAACAUUGGAAUGGGUCAACGCUACGAUGUGAUCGUAACAGCCGAUCAGGCAAAGGUUGCCAGUGACUUCUGGAUCCGAGCAAUUCCUCAGACUUCGUGCUCCGAGAACGACAAUGUUGACAACAUCAAAGGCAUUUUGCAUUACAAAAAGAAAGCCGGAACCCCCAAAACCAGCGCUUAUAAAUUCGUCGAUGGCUGUGUCGACGAAGACAUGAGCAAUAUCGUCCCAAUCGUCCAAAAAUCCGUCUCUGCUGCGAACUGGGAAGGUCUAGAGGAUGUAACCGUCAACUUCAAUUCAGACAAGCUCUUCCGCUGGUACCUGAACAGCACCACAAUGGAGAUAGAAUGGAAUGAUCCCACACUGCUACAGAUCCACAACCACGUUACCGACUUCGGGAAUUCAAGCGGUGUCAUCGAGGUGCCAAAUGCAGGUGAAUGGGUAUACUUAAUGAUCAACACUACCAUGCCUGUGGCACACCCUAUCCAUCUCCACGGACAUGAUUUUUUUGUUCUUGCGCAGGGAACCAAUCCCUGGGAUGGCACUACACUUAUAUCGAAUCCACCGCGGCGUGACACGGCCAUGCUGUACAGUUCGGGGUAUCUGCUCAUUGCUUUUGAGACGGAUAACCCUGGGGCUUGGCUUAUGCAUUGUCAUAUUGGUUGGCACACGUCGGAAGGUUUUGCAUUACAGUUUGUUGAGCAGUAUGACAAGAUCCACAAUCUGAUUGAUUACCCGUCGCUGAACCAGAACUGUCAAGCUUGGAACAGAUAUGACAAUGCUUUUGGUAUUGAACAGGAAGACUCUGGAAUUUAA